Molecule: messenger RNA, 903 nt
Organism: Diabrotica balteata
Lineage: Eukaryota; Metazoa; Arthropoda; Insecta; Coleoptera; Chrysomelidae
Source: the annotation of a GenBank genome assembly
GGAGAUUCAGUGAAAAUGCCAUCCGUGCCGCCUCAAAAGGUCGAGCUUCCUAAAUUUGUUGAUUCCUUAUGGUGUGUCUACAUCGUUUCAGUUUUAGCUGCCUUCAAUGCGGAAUUUGUUACAUAUCCCUUGGAUUUAAUCAAAACAAGGCUUCAAAUCCAAGGAGAACAGUCUAAAAAUGGGAAACUCGGACAGGCACCGCACAGAGGAAUGGUAAAGACGGCAAUUGGGAUCAGCAGAGAAGAGGGUCUCAGAAAAUUAUGGCAAGGUGUCCACGCAGCCUGUGUCAGACAUAUGAUAUACUCAGGAACGAGGAUUAUCACAUACAAAGCACUGAAGGAUAAUUUUGUGAAACAGCACCCAGAACAAAAGUAUUUUCCCAUCUGGCAAUCCGCGAUAUGUGGGGUCUCAGCAGGAGCAUUUGCCCAGUACCUGGCCAGCCCCACAGACCUCUUAAAAGUCCAGAUCCAGAUGGAAGGCAAAAGGAAAUUACUAGGAUUACCACCUAGAGUUAACGGUAUGUGGGAUGCCUUUAAGAAGGUUUGGACGAACGGUGGAAUCAGAGGAUUAUGGAAAGGGUCAGUUCCAAACGUACAAAGAGCAGCUUUAGUAAAUUUAGGUGAUUUGACCACUUACGACAUAGCCAAAAGACAAAUAAUGAAGCGCACUGGCCUUCCCGAUGAUUAUAUCCUCCAUAUUUUGUCAAGUAGCUGCGCAGGAUUUGUUGCAGCAUCCAUGGGUACUCCUGCGGAUGUCAUUAAGACUAGAGUGAUGAACCAACCCUUGGACGAUAGAGGAAGGUAAGGUUGUUACAGUUGUACUAGUAAUUAACAAAAUGGGUAAUCAUUGUUGAAGAAAUAUUGAUUUAAUUCAAAGUUUGCCAAAUCUGAAAACAUCUACUUA